Molecule: messenger RNA, 1707 nt
Organism: Heterobilharzia americana
Lineage: Eukaryota; Metazoa; Platyhelminthes; Trematoda; Strigeidida; Schistosomatidae
Source: the annotation of a GenBank genome assembly
AUGGAUGUUCAGUCAGGUCACUGUGAAUGGAUAGCUGCGUCUAAUACAAACACAUCUACCGAAGAACUCAUUAGCUCUAUUGCUGGUCUAAGUUUCGAAGAAACCCGAUUGCUAUGGGGAAAUAGUGGGUAUGCUGCUGUAUCUACUCAAGAUGUUAUGGGGAACCGUCCGCUCCCAUUCAGUGCCACGCCAUGGGAUAUUUCUUCAAGUCACGCUACUUCACAUUCCAUACCAGUGGGGCGUGGCCGCCGUGACAAGCCGAAUGGCACAGCUCCGGAGUCUAAUCUGAAUGACGGAAGCAUUCUGAUGUCACCAGGAUCCAAAGACAUGGUGACUUUAGGAAUGCAAAUGGCAGAUCACGUCCUAAGUAACUCUCCAGGAAGUGGAGCUCAGUUUUUCAGAGAUCUUUCCGAGAAUUUGUCGAGUGCAUUUCCUCAUCGACCAGCACCUAAUUCACUCAGUGGAUCUCAAUCUAUUGCAUUAAAUUCUUUCCAAUACGAUUCAAAUGGGAGACCAGUGUUCCCCAGUGAAUCAGAUGGCUUGCAUCAAAACCAGUCUCUGCAAUCUGCAACUAACGGACUAAUUUCAAAUUGCUUUAGUCCAGCUCAAUAUUAUUUGCGUCCUCCAACGGCUGCAACACAGUCUCUACAACCUCAAGUACCGUAUUCAAUCAUACCUAACAGGUCAUCAGAGUAUGUUCAUGCAAACAACUUUCCUUCUGAUGCACUUAAUUGCGAACCGUGUAAUCCUGUUCAACCAGAAAACUUGUUACCUUAUUUUAUUAACGUUCCAACAAAUAAUGAUCCCUCAGCGUCUAACAUACCUGCAGAAUCUUUCAGUAUGUUUACUGGUCCUCAUAUGAGUCGAGAUCAACGUCCAUCAAGCCAGUCUGACAACACAACUCAGUUAGUUCCUCUGAUUCCUCAUCCAGACCAUAUCAACAGUCUACAGCCUAUGAAGUAUAAUUCUUCAUGUGCUAACGGAGAAAAUAAAAGUCAGGCAUACACUGCUUUCCCAGGUGCUACAUUUUCUGGUGUGAAUCAGUUGAACACAUGCUUGGACUUCAAUAGCAAUGAAUUCUUAUCUAACACUUCACUUCUUGGUCAGGUUUCUUUAGCUGGCAAUGAAGGUUACUUACCAACAGUUAUUCGUUCUAAUGGACCGAAUUCACAGGAUAUGAACAACUUUGGAAGUUUAACAAACUUUCCUUCUAUGAAUUCAGAUUUUUAUAUGAAUGGACCUUAUAGCGGUCUUGCAGGAAAUCGAACAAUGGAACAUGGACCAUCUGAACAGUCUACUAAUGGAUUAGUUACGAACUCACCCUUCGGUCAUGUACAGUACGGACAGCAAAAAUUCCAACAUUCAGUUUACCCUCGAGGUGUAUCACCAGCUCCUGGAGACCAAUCAAGUAUGCAACCACCCAAUGGACCGAAUAUGAACAAUUGUCCUAUACACCCUGCAGAUACAAUGAACACUCAAACUCCUAUGCUCAAUACUUUUGUAGGACCACAAUUAUUGGAGCCUCAAUUAAUGGGCAAUCUCAAGCAGGCAAUAACUUUCAAAAUUUGUCAGGCAGUGGUUUAUACCAGUCUCUUAUUCAACCGAAAGAUUCUCCUGUACAUAUCCAAACGCAAACACUUCAGCCAGCUCCGAGUGACCAGCAGCAACAGUCUGCAACUCUAUUCGCACAUACUUUCCAGUUGCUAG